AUCCAAUCCCCCACUCUGCCAUCAUUGUCACUCUCAUCACUCGACUUUGGCGGCUACCUGCGAUUCUGUCAGGCUUCAACAUUAUUCCUUUAACCAUGGUUCCCCUUGCCAUCUAACAUUCGAAGUUCGUGUCGCGUAUUGCGCCUCCCGGUCGAACUCCCAACUCACCACAUAAUCUUGCGGAUCUCUACCGUCAAAAUGGUGCAGGCGCCCAUGUUAUCGUGUCCGCUCAAACAGACACAAGAGAUAGACUGGGUCGCACCUCUGAAGAAUUAUAUCCGUACCUCCUACGGCGAUGACCCCGAGAAAUACUCUGAAGAGACGGCGACCCUUAAUAGGCUCAGGCAGGACAUGAGAGGAGCAGGCAACGACUCGGCGUCGGGAAGAGACCUGCUCUACAGAUAUUACGGACAACUCGAGCUGUUAGACCUGCGUUUUCCAGUUGACGAGAACCAUAUCAAGAUUUCUUUCACCUGGUACGAUGCCUUUACGCACUCCACGACCUCCCAAUACUCGCUUGCCUUUGAGAAGGCCUCCGUCAUUUUCAAUAUAUCGGCUGUUCUAUCUUGCCAUGCAGCAUCGCAAAAUCGAUCAGAGGACAAAGACCUGAAGACUGCCUACCACUCAUUUCAAGCGUCGGCCGGCAUGUUUACCUAUAUCAACGAGAAUUUCCUGCAUGCGCCGUCUACUGACCUCAAUCGGGAUACUGUCAAGACACUGAUAAACAUCAUGUUGGGUCAAGCCCAGGAAGUCUUCUUGGAGAAACAGAUUCGAGAUGCAAAAAAGCCAGCACUAUUAGCAAAGCUUGCUGCACAGGCUCAGUUCCUGUUCAGCCAGGCCAAGGAAGCCCUCGAAGCAGAAAGUGUUCGCGGAGUAUUUGAUUAUACCUGGUUGAAGUUCAUCCAGAUCAAGGCUCUACAUCUGUCUUCCUUGGCCGAGUACUACCAGGCACUGACAGAAGAUGAGACUAAUCUCCACGGCUCCGCGAUUGCUCGAUUACAACUCGCCGAGAAAUCGAGCAAGCAGGCUCUUUCCUACGCUAAGGCUUUCCCUUCAACCCCUUCAUCGUCAUCGCAACUGGGUGCAGAUGCCGCCACGACGCUGCAAGGGAUCACUCGAAGACAGUUGGAGACGGUGCAAGAAAAGUUAACAUCCCUAGUCAAAGACAACGAUUUCAUUUACCACCAGACAGUCCCGGCAGAAGCUUCACUGUCACCCGUCACGAAAGUCCCGGCAGCUAAAGCAAUUCCCCUCUCAGAACUGUAUCAGGGACAAGAUAUCCAAAGAAUCAUUGGGCCAGACCUUUUUCAGAAAAUCGUGCCCAUAUCGGUAACCGAGUCGGCCAGCAUGUACGAUGAAGAAAAGGCGAAGUUGAUACGAUCAGAAGCCGAAAAGGUCGAGCAAGCAAAUGGUGAAAUGGCCGCAAGCUUGGAUUAUCUCAAGCUUCCGGACAGCUUAAAUAUACUGAAAGGCGGGUUGGAUCAAGAAAUGGGAAUUGACAAAGAAUUUGAACGCUGGUGUCAAGAUAUUUCGCAACAGCAGCCUUUUAGCAGUGCUUUUGAGCAACUCCAGAGAGACAAGCAAUUGGUUUUGGACAGUCUUUCCAAGAGCACGAAACAGCUGGACAUGGAGGAGAGUGUCUGCGAGAAAAUGAGGUCGAAGUACGGAGCCGACUGGACACAGCAGCCCAGUUCCAGAUUGACCUCUACACUAAGAGCCGAUAUCAGGAGUUACCGCGACACAAUUGAUGAGGCCGGAACCAGUGACUCGCAAUUGUUUGCCACUGCUCGACAGUAUGAGGGCGAUUUCGAAGAGAUGAGAAGAGCGACAGAGCAGGGUGAAGUCGACGUUCUCUACCAGCAAGCCUUGAUAAAAGCCGGGAGUUCAUCCAAGGGCAAAGGCAGAGAACCCCAGGAAGGUUCCCUGCUUGAUGAGGAUUACGGUGAAGGCGGUCCUUCGGUGGCAGAACAGAUUGCGAAGGUGGAAGAUCUUCUACGAAAACUCAGCCUGGUAAAGCGUGAGAGAAUGCAGGUUCUGAAAGAUCUCAAAGAGAAGGUCCACACGGACGAUAUCUCAAACGUUCUCAUUCUGAACAAGAAAGCGAUAGCCAACCAGGAGACUCAGCUUUUCCAGGCUGAAUUGGAAAAGUUCCGUUCUCACCAAAACCGGCUGAUAUCAACUGUACACAAGCAAUCGUCUCUGCUGAAGGAUCUGACGAAGAGCUAUGGUGAUCUCUUGCAGGACAAGAGAGUUCGCUCAGAUCAGCAGAAAUACGAUUCAAUACAAAAGAGCAGGAACAGCGUCCUUAGCAGAUACCGAAGGGUUUUCAAUGCUCAUGAGGAUCUCACACAAGGCCUUUUGCGGGCUCAAGGCUUCUACAAGGAGAUGAAGGAAAGUGUCGACAGUCUGGAGAAGAACGUCGAAUCCUUCGUCAGCAAUAGAAGAGCCGAAGGGGCCCAAUUACUUCACCAGAUUGAGCAAACCAAGAACAGUUCUGCCAGUGGUCAGGCUGCUGCCGAACAAAGACGGAUGCAAGAGCUGAUGAACAGGUUGUCGAUGGAGCCAAAGUCGUCUUCUCCAUCACAGAUAGAAGCUCCUGCGCUCCCUCCAAUGCCGACUUUGAACGCAUCCAGGUCGCCAGCGGCCAUCUCUCCAUCAUAUCCCACUCCUAAUGCAGACCCUCGCUUUACCAUCCCACCUCGACAUUCACCUGCGCCCGUUGUGCCCAACGGCUAUUCAAGUCAACCUCAGCAACCGGCUCAACCUGCGAAUGCAUCACCAAUUGACGCGCAACAUGCCUUUGCCCAAGGAGCUGCUACACCUCUUUCGACUGGAUAUAACCCGAUGGCGUAUCCUGAGCGGUCAACUACCUCGUCUAUGGGCCAACACCCUCCGACCCAGCAAUCAUAUGGCUACUCACCAGUGACUUCUCCCCCCGUGGCUUCGACAAACGCAUAUUUCCCUCCUCAAUCACAGCAUGCUCCGCCGCAAUCCCACACUCCUAUCCAGACGAUGAAUUUCAACGCUCCAGGCGGACACCAAUACUCGCAGCAUCCCCAAUUUAACUAUCCACCUCAACCAAACGCACAAGGUGUUCCCUACCAGUCCCCUUCGCCACACUCUCAAAUGCCUCAAUCACAACCACAAUAUCAAAACUAUCAACCUUCGCCAUACAACAUGCCACAAAAUUAUGUUCCUCCACCACCGCCACCGGGACCGCCUGGUGGAGGCUCGAGCACUCAAUAUCCUCCCAACCCAACGGGCGUAUGGCCUAGCGGACCCGGAGGUUACGCAAGCUACCCACAGCCCAACCGAUACCCGCAACAAGCGCCACCACAAGGUCAUCAGCCACCGCAAGGUCAGGGCGGAAGUCAAGAGCAAGAUCCUUGGGCAGGAUUAAGUGCUUGGAAAUAACAUGCGCGGGAGUCGGCGAUUGGAAGAUGAGGCAUACAAGCUGGCCGGUCUUUGUUAGUUUAUGAAGAUGGAGCGUAUGAAGCAAUGUUUGAACAGACAGCGAAUGAUGACUCUAUUCCUGAAGGUUUUUAGAACUUUGUCGUGAUGUGAUUUCAGUUUAACUUGUGUUGUCGUUUAGAAAUCUGACUUUACAUUUUCAUUGGUACUAACUUAGCUGUGGUGCUUGGGAGCGUUGAUAUUCGUCAAAUGUGUUAUG
Exophiala oligosperma is the source of this 3670-nucleotide messenger RNA. RefSeq lists its product as uncharacterized. Gene Ontology annotation, cellular component: endosome. Lineage: Eukaryota; Fungi; Ascomycota; Eurotiomycetes; Chaetothyriales; Herpotrichiellaceae. The transcript has a single exon. The coding region runs from base 199 to 3414 and encodes 1071 amino acids. The record is from RefSeq and is a predicted model, not a curated record. Gene Ontology annotation, biological process: protein transport to vacuole involved in ubiquitin-dependent protein catabolic process via the multivesicular body sorting pathway. Gene Ontology annotation, molecular function: protein binding.